Messenger RNA from Candoia aspera, 2138 nucleotides. RefSeq names its product regulator of G protein signaling 1 (gene RGS1). The record is from RefSeq and is a predicted model, not a curated record. The coding region runs from base 99 to 692 and encodes 197 amino acids. NCBI's taxonomy places the organism in Eukaryota, Metazoa, Chordata, Lepidosauria, Squamata, Candoiidae. The transcript has 5 exons.
AUGAGUCACUAUAUAAAGCCAUCAGCACUGCAAGAGGUCAGACCUCUGCAUGUUAGGACUGUAGAAGCAUUACAAUCUGAGGAGAGAGAAAACUAAAAAUGCCUCGGCUGUUUAUGUGGCACACCACUUCAACUGAAAUAAAGAAAUGCGAGAUUUCAGACAGCAAAGAUCACCGCAAGAAGACGAAGGCUUUGGGUGUGGAAGCGAAAAAUUAUUUGAUGGGUCUUGUGCCAUCCAUUGAAUCAGCUGACAUGAAAUAUUCCAGCUCAAGAGAUGUAAUGCUUUCUGCAAAAGAAGUCAUCCAGUGGUCCCAGUCUCUAGAAAAGCUUCUGGCAAACCAGUGUGGUCAAGAGGCAUUCAGAGAAUUUUUGAAAUCAGAAUUCAGUGAUGAAAACAUUGAGUUUUGGCUGGCAUGUGAAGAUUACAAGAAAACACAGGCUGAUUGUUUGCAUGACAAAGCAGAAAAGAUUUAUCAAGAGUUUGUCCAGUCAGAUGCUAGAAAACAAGUCAACAUUGACUUUCACAUAAGAAAAUCUGUAGCUAAGGAGGUUCAAGAUCCCACACCUUCAAGUUUUGAUGAGGCUCAGAGACUUGUGUAUGUAUUGAUGGAGAGAGACUCUUAUCCGAGAUUCCUUAAAUCUCAACUCUACCAUAACCUUCUAAACAAGGUUGAAAGCAACUAUCUCAAGUGAGAACUGAGGAUCAGCUGUGAAGCUUCAAGUGUGGCUGUGCUUCAGUACACCAGUUGAUUGUUGGAACUGGGAUGGAAAGGAAAUGAUGGAACUAUCAAACAAGAGACAGUCUGCAAUCUAGCAAGAUGAGUUGCCUGGAACAUACUUUUAUAAGAAGAAAGAAGACAGAAUAAAAGGAAAGAGAGACAAUACUGCCUUGGUCAUAUCUUACUAAUAUUCUUGCAGGUCACACUUGUUGUGAGAAAAGUUCUGAGUUUGAUUGCACAUCUCUCAAGACUAAUUUUAGGCAGUUCACAUUAUGUGCAUUAUUUCCUUCUUCAGCAUUUGAUUUUGCAGAGCUAAAUGUAUGAACAGAUUCCCUUGAAAGGUAUUGCUUGUGAGAUAUAAUGAGUAUAAUAAGUGCAAAGCUGUGCUUUCAUUUUCUGCUCCAUGGCUCAGGCAAAUUGAUGCAAAUCAUACUUGCAUAGAUUCAAGAGAUAAACGUGUAUAUAUGAACAAUUCCCAAGUUGAUCUAGGCUCCACAAGUAAGUUUUGAAUUUAGCACAAAUCAUUAUCAGAUAUUGCAUUAUUUAUGCAUGAGGAAUGUUAGGAAAUAGAAUAUCGUACAACAAGAGAAUUCUGUCAUGGUCACUAAGAGUUGACAUUAGCUUGAUGGCAUAUAAUCAAUCAGAAAUCUUGAUCAAAGGAUUUGGAAACCAACCUGGUAUUCACAAAUUAUAGAAUCCUGACUGUUGCAUUUGGCAAUCAACCACAGAUUUUUCCUCCCAGGGCAGCAAAACCAGGGAGUUUUUCAAGCAUAUAACAGGUUAUAAUAGGGGCAAUUUGUUGGGCUGCAAGUUGUAUAAUGGUGUGUUAAAUCUACCCAUAGUACAGUAAGUGGCCAUCUCUAGAGACACAAAAGCCUACAGCCAGGCAGUAAGUGACCCUUUAUGCACUGCUUCAAAAGAAAAAAGGGGAAGUGCAUCAUCCCAAAAAGGGACAGGAGAGGGUACGGAUCUGAGAUACAUAUAUACAUGCAUGCUAUAAUUUAAUGAAAUAUUUCUGUUAGUGACAUGUGCGCUCGCGCAAUCUGCUUUGUGGAUUGUUGAUGCUGCUGAGUUAUUUCAAGGCUCCUGCUCUUCCUUCUAAGGGUUCUUCCUCUUUCAAGAAGAUUUGGACUGGACAGUCCUUCAAAUAGAGGAUACCUUCAAAGACAGGUCUGGCCUCUGUAAAAUCAGACACAUGGCCUCAUUCCCAAGAACUCCUCCAUCUCACUCCCUGCAAAGCUGAACUGUGAUUUAUUUAUUUGUUCUUCUACUGGCAGAGCUCUGAAUUCAAACAAUACCAGACUGAUAUAUUUCCAGCUAGUCUUACUGGGUUUUUUUGCAGCUGAUUAAGGGUCAAGUAGUGGAGGUAUGGCCCAUCAGAACCUUGCCACUCAUUUGGUUCAAAUCCACAUAGUCUCAU